UCUCGUGGCUGGCGGCGCUGGGCGGCGGCGCCGGGCCGCCGGGCGCCUGCCAGGACGACUUCCUGAUCCGGGAGGGCGCCAUCAUCCGCACGGAGGACUCGCGCCGGCGCGGCGCCACCUUCCUCAACAUCACCGAGGUGGCCGAGACGACGCGCUGCCUGCAGGCCUGCUGCCAACGCGCCGGCUGCAACGCCGCCAUCUACGACCAGAAGACGCACAGCUGUUUCCUGUUCGACUGCGGCCCGCUGGACGACUACCGGUGCCUGUUCACCUCGCACACGCAGUUUGUCAGCGCCACCCUGAAGGUCAGCCGGGGUCAGCUGGACCUGGCGCAGUGGGGCUCGCAGAGCCAGCACGAGGCGGAGCUCACCAGCCUCAAGAAUGUGGUGCCGCCCAGCGCACCAAAGCCGGCUGAGCAUCAGAAGACGCUGGAGCGGCCGCUGAAAGAGAUGAUUCGCCCUCCUGUGACCUCUGCCCCGGCCGUCCCCAAAGUAUCCCGAGCGAAGUGCAGCCGGUUCCAGUUUGAGUGCCACAGCGGCGAGUGCAUCGGCAUCUACAACGCCUGCGACGGCAUCCCGCAGUGUCUGGACGCCAGCGACGAGGGAUCGGAACUCGACUGCCCGGCAGCCUCAAAAACGGAGGGAUCUGAAAUUACUGAGCGACCUCAAGUAGCAAACGCAGGAACUAAGAAUAUCGCAGAACAGCCACAGGCAGCGCCACCCCUCCAAGGUGCAUCAGAACUAGCGGCUCAAGGCAACGAGAAUGCAGGGUCGUCGUGGGAGCGGCCGCGGUACCAGCCCGGCUACUCGGAGCCGCUGCCGGCGCGCGACAUCUUCAGCCACCGGCAGCAGGUCCUGCUGCCCGGACUGAGUCACUUUCCGGCGGCCGUCGCCUCCACGCACCCACACCACAACGUUCAGCAGGCCAGCUUCCCUCAGUACGAGAAGCCGCCACCGGCGUACCAGCCACCGGUCUUCUACGACGACAUGUACCCGAGCUGGGCGGCGCGGCUGCCUGGCGCGUACCCGUACAACCGGGGCUAUGACCUACUGCCCCCGCAGCGGGCCGCCGGUUGGGACCGCAGGCCGCAGGAGCUGCCGCCUGGCGGCGCGCAAGUGAAGCUCGGUCUCACGGCGUCGCCGCCGGCGGCCUGGUCCGAGCAGCGCGACAGAGGAGAUGCGAGCGGCGCCCCAGAGCCCCAAGAGGCGGCUGCCGAUAGACCUCUGUCCGUGGACCGUCGUCCCACGCCACAGAAGGCCCCCGCAGAGCAAAGCGCAGCAGCAGCCGGCGGCGACAACAAGACGGCACACGCCACCCCAAAACCUGACAGCGAAAAACAAGCGGAGACGACCACGGCAGCGACGGCAGUGUCCCCGGCCGUGACGAAGGCGUCAGGGCCUGUGGUGGACGAGGUGGAGUUCAGCAUGACGGAGCUGCGCGCGCAGGCUGCGCUCCAGGCCACCGAGUCACAGAGCGCGGCGAUCGUGCUCACGCUAGGUGUUCUGCUGAGCGCGGUGCUGGUGGUGCUCGCCGUCUGUCGGGCGCAGUGCCUCCAGAGGCGGACGGCGAAGGGCGAGCGGCCCGGCCUGGCCCACGACGCCGACUACCUCGUCAACGGCAUGUACCUGUGAGCGAGGCUGGGCAGGCGCGGCCACGCACGCCAGCAGUCGCGGCCCUCCAGCCACCCGAGGCUCGGCGGGGAGCGUCCGCACUAGACCACCACCAACACCAGACACCUGCAGGGGACGCCUGCACCCGAGACGCCGAGGAGACGAGCGCGCCUCGGACGUCUCACCAGAUACCCAGGCGGCAGUCUUGGACACCCAGGGCGCGGGGGCGCACAUGCAGGGAACAUGCACGUCUCCCGGACGCCCGGCGAAGAAGCGUGGUAGGAAACACCACGUGAGCGGACGUGAGCGCGUACACCGUCUGCGACGACGCAGCACAAGAGCGGUGGGGCGCGGCAGGGAUCGUGUGUGGACGUCACACGGCCUCACCGCGAAGCUGGCCGGAAUGCCCCAAUCAUCACCAUAAUCACGGGGAAUAAACAGUGGGCAAGUGGAUGUCCCAGCACCGGACGACACAGCGAAGGAAGUCGAUGAACAGCAGCCAGGAGACGUCUCGUGUGUCAACGAUCCACGUGCAGGACAUUCGUACGUGCGCACUGCCCUGGUAUGAGGGUGAUGCGUAUAUACUCAGUGCAGCCAAUGUCUUGAGCAACCAAGACCUGUCGUUAUGCAUCAUAUAAAGCAUAUCUGUCGCUAAAUAACUACCUGUAUCGUACGGUGAUAGCACGCUGCUUUCUCGUCUGCCUAUGGGUUUGUCGAAUGGGUAACGCUGGUGUCUGGACUGCUUGCCAUUCAUUGCUUAAAAUCGAAUUGGUUUGUAAUUUCUAUGCGUCUGAUAGCGAUGUCAUUUUGAUAAGCGAACAUCUCAUUCCAUGUCCGUUUGGUGCUUACCUUUGUUGCAAGGAUGCCCGUCCAGCGCUCAGUAUAUCAAGGUAACAACAUGGAAGCAUGCAAGUGCUCGUCUACUUUGAAACGGUGACGUAUGAGCAAUACACGACCGCUUCGA
Molecule: messenger RNA, 2574 nt
Organism: Pollicipes pollicipes
Lineage: Eukaryota; Metazoa; Arthropoda; Thecostraca; Pollicipedomorpha; Pollicipedidae
Exons: 10
Coding region: 450-1631 (393 amino acids)
Molecular function (GO): protein binding
Source: RefSeq, a predicted model, not a curated record